AGCCUGCUGACAGGUCUGAUGUACUACCGGCCCGAUGACCCCAUYGAAUACCUGGAGGGCUGCCUGAAGAAAGUCCGGGAGCUCGGCGGGACGGACAAGGUGCGGUGGGACACCUUUGUGGGUCAGGAGAAGAAGACUCUGCCCCCACUCAAUGGAGGCCAGUCYCGCAGAUCCCUCUUCAGAAAUGUGCUGCCCGACAGCCCCAACUUUCCCUACAGACGCUUCGACCGCCUCCCCCCCAUCAACCAGUUCUCCAUCGAGAGCGACUCGGACCUGUCGGAGACGGCUGAGCUCAUAGAGGAGUACGAGGUGUUCGACCCGUCCAGGCCGCGACCCAAAGUCAUCCUCGUCAUCGGCGGUCCCGGCAGCGGCAAAGGAACUCAGAGCCUGAAGAUCGCCGAGCGCUACGGCUUCCACUACAUGUCUGUCGGUGAGCUGCUGAGGAAGAAGAUGAUCCACAACGCCACCAGCAACAGGAAGUGGAGCCUCAUCGCCAAAAUCAUCACCAACGGAGAGCUGGCCCCGCAGGAGACAACAAUAACUGAGAUAAAACAGAAGAUUAUGAAGAUCCCAGAUGCUAACGGGAUCGUCAUAGACGGGUUCCCGCGAGACGUUGGGCAGGCCCUGUCCUUUGAAGACCAGAUCUGCACUCCGGACCUGGUGGUUUUCCUGGCCUGCACCAACCACCGUUUGAAGGAGAGGCUGCAGAAACGAGCCGAGCAGCAGGGACGACCCGACGACAAUCCAAAGGCCAUCGACCGCCGCCUGACCAACUUCAAACAAAACACCAUUCCUCUGGUCAAGUACUUCCAGGAGAGGGGUCUUAUCGUCACGUUGGACGCUGAUCGAGACGAAGAGGAGGUUUUCACUGACAUCGGCCUGACGUUGGACAACAAGCUGUUUCCCUCCAAAGAACCGGCCGCCGGUCCAAGUGAGCUGGACCUCAGUCUUCUGGGUGAAACAAGCAGCCUGUCAGAUGCAGCCUGCAGGAACGAUGAGGUUGAGGAAGAGGAGGACAUUGGGUUUGCUGAAGGAGCUUCAGAAAGUUAUUGCACAGAUCAGAAGAAACCAAAAGUCAUCUUCAUGAUGGGUGGUCCUGGUUCGGGUAAGGCCCUUCACUGCGAGCGGCUGGAGGAGCGGUUCGGCCUGAGACGCCUCACCCUUGGCGACCUGUUGUGCAGCGAGCUGCAGAGUCACAGCGAGAGGGGGCGCCACCUCCGGGAUGCUCUGGAGAGAGGAGAGAGAAUUCCUGAGAACACGCUGCUGGAGCUGCUGUGUGACGCCGUGGCCUCGUCGCUGCGACAGGGGAAGGGUCUCGUCCUCACCGGCUUCCCCAGAGACCUAAAGCAGGCCGAGGAGUACGAGGCCAAGAUUGAUGCUGAAAGGUCACCAAACGAAGCGUUCGCCCAGAUCUGCCAAGCCAUAGAGUCCUGUUCCACCUUCUGAUUUCCACUAUCACCCAAACUCUGAAGCUUCGCCCCUCUGAAGAAUCAUUGCUCCUCUUCCUCCCCCACAUAACCGGCACCGGCUUAUUGAACUCCAGUGGUUUGCAUGUCUCACCUGCAAUUAACCCCACCGAUACGUUUCACUCCACCCACCUCACAUCAACAUCAGUACCAACUGCCGGCCCGUGGGCCAGAACUGUACAGAGAACGUCUCCACUGUGACGGGGAGCAUGCUGAAUGUUCCACCAGGGGAGCGCAGGAAGGUUCUUUUUCCCGCCAUGCUAAAAAAAAAAAGUGGAAAUGUCAGUAUGUGUUCACUCUUUAUAUUGUAACAAGCAUGCAAAACUAACAGCUCAGCUUGAAAACUGCCUUUUGUGCGUUUGAUAAAAAAUCAUAAUAACAGUAAUAAUAAAGCUUUGGUAAGUUAUUAGGAACUACUACAUUUAUAUGUUUACAGGCUCAUUGUACGGGUUCUUGUUGGUAUUUAACAUUCAAUAAAUCCACUAUGUUUGUUUAC
Molecule: messenger RNA, 1962 nt
Organism: Austrofundulus limnaeus
Lineage: Eukaryota; Metazoa; Chordata; Actinopteri; Cyprinodontiformes; Rivulidae
Gene: ak5
Product: adenylate kinase 5
Biological process (GO): nucleobase-containing compound metabolic process
Molecular function (GO): ATP binding; nucleobase-containing compound kinase activity
Source: RefSeq, a predicted model, not a curated record